AUGAACAUCUGUCCCGCGGUCGGCCAACAUCCGAACGCUUGUCCAUCCCGUGCUCAACAUAGGCCGAGCCCACGUACCGAUCCGGGAAGCAUCGUCCCGCGGUCGGCCAAACCAGAAUCACACGCCCGAAGCUGCGCACGACUGUACCGCGCGAACAGGAAGGCAACGCCUCGCGGCCGCGCGGCACAACUCACGUACCGCGGCCGAUCGCGCCGUCCGACCAGGAAGGCCUUGUCUCACGUCCGGCCAAAUUCUUCGACCAAAAUCAUCCGUCUGGCCGAACCCGACGAACGAACGCGAAAACUCUCGGCCACGAUCGACCCGACCGUGCCGAUAGGCCACGACCGACACCGGCCGAACGUCCCGACCGACCGUCCGAACGGUCGGUCGACCCGAAGCCAUUUCUGA
Microthlaspi erraticum is the source of this 408-nucleotide messenger RNA. NCBI's taxonomy places the organism in Eukaryota, Viridiplantae, Streptophyta, Magnoliopsida, Brassicales, Brassicaceae. The record is from the annotation of a GenBank genome assembly.